Molecule: messenger RNA, 625 nt
Organism: Neogale vison (American mink)
Lineage: Eukaryota; Metazoa; Chordata; Mammalia; Carnivora; Mustelidae
Gene: HIGD2A
Product: HIG1 hypoxia inducible domain family member 2A
Exons: 2
Coding region: 56-376 (106 amino acids)
Biological process (GO): mitochondrial respirasome assembly
Cellular component (GO): mitochondrion
Source: RefSeq, a predicted model, not a curated record
CAUCAGAAGGCGGAGCUUAGCGUUCGCAUUUUUUCCCAAAGCAGCUUCCCGGGACAUGGCGGCUCCUGGUCCUGUGACUCCGGGGCCACCCUUUGAACCAGCACAGCCCCCAGUCAUUGAGGGCUUUAGCCCCAGUAUCUACCGCACUCAAGAAAGCUUCAAGGAAAAAUUUAUUCGCAAGACCCGCGAGAACCCAAUGGUACCCAUAGGCUGCCUGGGCACGGCGGCCGCCCUCACCUACGGCCUCUACUGCUUCCACCGGGGUCAGAGCCAGCGCUCUCAGCUCAUGAUGCGCACCCGGAUCGCUGCCCAGGGCUUCACGGUCGCAGCCAUCUUGCUGGGUCUGGCUGCAUCUGCUAUGAAGUCUCGAUCCUGAGUCCGAGACCUGGCCUUGAACGUUGCACAGAGAUCAUUCCCGGACCCAGGAGCAACCACCGGCCCCGCUACCUGACUUAUUCCUUCGUCUCCCCUGACAAGGCCCCUAUCAGCAGGGGAGGAAGUGGCCAAUUGUGUAACUGACAGGUGUUUUUUCGGGAAUCUCGGAUUCGUUUCAGUUUGGGUGUUGCAUACUUGUAUUUGUGCCCCACUCUCUUCACUUCCUCCUUAAUAAACUGAUCCACUUGUA